Molecule: messenger RNA, 1846 nt
Organism: Marchantia polymorpha subsp. ruderalis
Lineage: Eukaryota; Viridiplantae; Streptophyta; Marchantiopsida; Marchantiales; Marchantiaceae
Source: the annotation of a GenBank genome assembly
GAAACGGGAACGCUGGUUGUGUGGCAUUCGGCGAGUAAACAAGGCGAGAGACAAGCAUGAUGGGAACGAGGCUGGGGUGGGCGGGUUGCCCAAGGGACUUUGACCCUCUACGGUGGGAGUGACGCACUGCCUUUGACGAAUGGUGGGCCCAGAGUGUGAAUUCCAAGAACUGCGGUGGUCCCGAUGGAACCCAUCCAGCGUCCCAUUCAGCCUGCCGCUCUCUCCAUCCUGCUUCGUGUUGGAGCAGAUUCUCCCGAGACCAAAGCUUCAAUGAUCUUCUUGAUUGGUAGCGUUCCCAGACGAGAUUCGAGACCUCUCGAGCCCUUUGGCGAGUUUUGGGACUCGUUCCUGUCUGCUUUAACGACUUCUGCCUCCAAAUUAUACAUCGUAGAUAGGUUGCUCGGAUAGUGAUCGGGAUGAGAGUUUAUACCGUUACCGUUCAUUUCUUUAAUUAUGAGCGAUAGAAAGCUGUCUAGCUUGUAGGAUGUUCCCGCGAAGUCUUCUCCGCAUGUGUCUCGUAGCUAGUAUCCCAUUUUCGUGGCUCUGCUGGUCUCCCUUCUGCUAACAGCACUCUCGUCAUCACAUUUGUGUGCAUGCUACUACGUUCUUCCUUGGGUUUGAGGACAAGUUGCAGCGAUUUUUAUCGCUCCACUGCCAUUUCAAAAUGGAGAAGUUGAGUGACGAUGAGGUAGGGCAGAUAAUGAGACGAGUUAGAAGCAGAUCAGAUCGCAGGGCUUGCGCUCAAGUUUGCAGUCAAUGGCACCGCGUUGAGGGACUCACAAGGAAUUCGUUGCGAAUUCUGGAUCCUCAACUUAUGCAUCAGUUUCUUCCUCAUUUCCGGAAUCUUCUUUCCAUCGAGGCGCAAAUGGAAGUAUGCGACCGCGACCUCGAAUGCAUGGCGGAAAACUGUCGUUCCUUGCAGGUUUUAAACUUGUAUUUGAGCAAGUGGAGGAGAGUCAUGGAUUUGGAAUUUCUCUCCACCUAUCAAGACUUCAAGCCUUUGGGAGACGACGGAGUUGUGGCAAUUGCGAAUAAUUGUAAGGAUUUGCAGCAUGUGUCUUUAAGAUGGAGACAAGGUAUUGGAGAUAUAGCUGUGUCGGCACUAGCUCGAUCAUGUUCCUUGCUGGUGUAUCUUGACCUGGGGCACUGUAAGAGGAUAACUGAUCGGUCACUUGAGGCAGUAAGUCACCUCGAAUGUCUGGAGGUUCUAAUUUUGCGGAACUGUAACCUAAUUACCGACUGGGGUCUCUCCUAUCUUGCUAACGGCGCUACAAAUAAACGCAUCAAGCGUCUGGAUCUCUGUGAGUGUGAUCAACUGACGGAUUCUGGAGCUGUUUUGUUGCAGCAGCUUAGCGCUCUACAAGUUCUCAAUUUGGCUGAGUGUGGACCGAACGUCACUGAUGUUGGUGGUACAGGUAUUGCUGGUGUCACAACUCUUCAAAGCUUGAACUUGGCCUGGCUCAUCAAUGUAUCUGAUGUGUCGAUAAUUACAAUUGCUCAUCACUGCGUAGAUAUGGAGGAACUGAACUUAAGUGGCUGUGAGCUAGUCACAGGAACAGGUCUUCGUGCGUUCGCUGGACACAAGAAACUUCGAGCCCUUACUCUUUCUUCCUGUAGCAAUAUCCAUAGUGAUGAUGUCGACGCAACUGCAAGCUCAUGUUUAGCUUUACAUUACUUGUGUCUUGAUCGAGGAUUGAGACCUUGGAUGCCUGAAGAGUGUUUGGAGAGGCUCCAGUCUCGUAAAAUUGAAAUUGAGUGGUUGUAAGGCGCACACCAGAUGCGUAUAAAAUCUGCAUACAUUUCUCACUCAACCUCUUAUGUGUUUAUUAUAUUCUAAUGGUCAGCC